Molecule: messenger RNA, 1287 nt
Organism: Sorex fumeus (smoky shrew)
Lineage: Eukaryota; Metazoa; Chordata; Mammalia; Eulipotyphla; Soricidae
Gene: SMIM3
Product: small integral membrane protein 3
Exons: 2
Coding region: 37-219 (60 amino acids)
Source: RefSeq, a predicted model, not a curated record
CGGAGCCCGGAGCGCCUGAGCCUGGAGUGGAGAAGAAUGGACACCGUCAGCCAGGUUCCCAUGGAAGCUAUGCUCCCCAAGCACAUCUUGGAUAUUUGGGUCAUUAUCCUUAUCAUCCUGGCCACCAUUGUCAUCAUGACGUCCUUGCUGCUGUGCCCAGCGAUGGCAGUCAUCAUUUACCGCAUGCGAACUCAUCCUGUUCUCAAUGGACCCGUAUGACUGCUUCCCAAGGAGGGGCAGGUGACGAAUGAGGAUGGCAUAGACUCCCUCAGUCUCUUCUCCCUCAAAACUAAGCAGGAAGGCCUUGGGAAUGUGGACUCUGGAGUGUGAUAUGUAAGAGGAGAGCCUUGUUCUGGUUUUGAUUCUCUCACUGGCUGGUAGUGUAGGUUCAGUCAAGCGACAUGAUUCUGUGAGUUCCUACUUCUUUAUCUUCCAAAUGGAGAUCAUGAUCCCUAUCCUACCUACCUCAUAGAGUUUUGAAAUUAGUGACUUAGUAGAGUUGUUUGUGAGCAUUUAAAGCCACCACUGAUAGGCAGUGUUAUGCCGAAUGCUAAGAAGCUUUGAAAAACCAAAUAACCUAUUUGCUGGUGAUGGUCUUCAAGGUGGAGCGAGUGGAAGAGUGGUUAUACCAGAGCCCCAUUUUUCAAAACAAGUGAAGAGCAUUCUAUCCUCAUUCCAAGGACCCCAAACUACAGUGGCUCAAAGACUUUUCUUUUUUCAAGUUUUCUUAAUGAGGAGAAGAUUGAGCUCGGUGUGGAGAUGGAGCAAGUUGAGGAGUAGAUAAGGUGGAAAUUUUCAGGAGUUUCUUCAGCCAGAAUCUUUGCCCCUAUUUAAUGUAGGGUAGGCUUCUUUAUUUUUGGCACUCUCAAGGGAGCUGGCAUGGGCAGUGGGUUUCUUUCUGCACUGGACUUCCAAAGCAGAUGCUCGAACUCUGAGUAGUCUCGCUUAGAUAUUCAAGCAAUGUUGGAAAAUACCAGGUGGCUGAAUUCCCUGCCCUAAUUCUAGGAUCUCUAACCUCCAUCCCCUGGUGUGCCACAUACUAGGGAGUUCUGUCCUUCUGCCUGGAUCCUGCAGUAAGUUCUCCAUAUUGUCCUUCUUGACUUCCCCCAGAAUGCAACCAAUCCAAAGGACAGACAUAUUUUAAAGACACAUUCCCAGGAUUUUUGGAACCAACCCGAAAAUGGUGACGAUUACUUCAAAUGAUGUAGGAAGAUUUCUGAACCACUCAAGAUCUUUGAUCCAAUUUAGAAAUAUCCUGGGAUUUAUUAAAUUAUGUAAGAAAGCAGU